GCCAGCCCCAGCCCCAACCUACCUGCCAGGUAGCACUGUCUGCUCUCCAGUCAGGAUGUCAGGUCCAACGUCCGAGACUCAGUUACAGAGGAACAGCAGCCAGACCCCUUCCCCGGGUCUUAUCCAUAGACUUGACCAUGUUGUGAUGACCGUAAGGAGCAUUGAAGACACUAUCACGUUCUAUUCCAAGAUCCUGGGCAUGGAGGUCACUACCUUCAAGGGAGACCGGAAGGCAUUGUGUUUUGGAGAUCAAAAAUUUAACUUACAUGAGGUGGGAAAGGAAUUUGAACCCAAAGCAGCUCACCCAAUUCCGGGCUCCCUGGAUCUUUGUCUGAUCACAGAAGCACCUUUGGAGGAGGUGAUCCGACGCCUCAAGGCUUUCGAUAUCCCCAUUGAGGAGGGCCCAGUCCCCAGAACAGGAGCAAAAGGGCCAAUUAUGUCCAUCUACUUCCGCGAUCCUGACAGAAAUCUCAUUGAGGUGUCCAACUAUGUCACCUCAUGAUUGACACCGACCUUCCUUCAUUCUGUUCCACAAGAUGUCAUCUUAUCCCUCAUUUCCUGCAAAUCCCAGAGACCUCCAAGAACUGAGAAGGUUGGCACAUCACCGAUCCUGCAAAGGAGACCUAAGACAGGUUUAUGUCCAAACUUUUGUGUAUAGAGCGCCUCCACCUAAAGCUACUCCAAUAAAUGAUUACUCUC
Molecule: messenger RNA, 699 nt
Organism: Microtus oregoni (creeping vole)
Lineage: Eukaryota; Metazoa; Chordata; Mammalia; Rodentia; Cricetidae
Product: glyoxalase domain-containing protein 5-like
Exons: 4
Coding region: 56-502 (148 amino acids)
Source: RefSeq, a predicted model, not a curated record